UUUUUUUUUUUUUUUAAAUUUGAGUACACUGUAGCUGUCUUCAGACACACCAGAAGAGGGCAUCAGAUCCCAUUACAGAUGGUUGGGAGCCACCAUGUGGUUGUUGGGAAUUGAAUUCAGGACCUCUGGAAGAGCAGGCAGUGCUCUUAACCGCUGAGCCAUCUCUCCAGCUGCUUUAGGUCUUUGAGAAGCAACAAUUACUGCUUUUAUUCACUAGGUAGGGAAAUAACACUUUCAUUACAGGUUAGUUACUCUCUCCAGUUAUUUGUUGUCUGACUGCCAUACUCUAAGGGCUGACUGCAGAGUCAACCCAUGUCUUUUCAGAAGUCUUACUCUUUUACUCUGCGGCCUGCAACAACACGCUCUUGCUUCGAAUUGCGGCCAGGAUUCUUAACUCAAGCUUGUUGGAAACAUCUCUCAAUUUCUACCUGGGCAUAAACUGUCUCCCUUCAACACCUUUGCACUUUUUGGGUGGCAGGAGAGCCACGUUAUAGCACCGCUGUUUACCACAUGUCCUAGAAAGGUCAUUCUACCUCCAGUGGUUUUGGUGUUUCCACAGGAUUUUGUUGCGUCAAUGGGCCCUAGGUAAGCCUUGUGCACAGUGGCAUGCCGUGCUGCUUUUUUUUUUUUUUCUAAACUAACACAUGGCAGUAGAAAGAGAAUGGUGGGCCUGGGGCCGCUCCUCCAAGUAUUCGGCCGCACCCGGCCAAUGAAGCCCAACACCAUGACGCCAGGGGUGGAGAGUUCAGUUCGAGAGCUGUUUGGGUCUCCUGGGCUCUUUCUGCCUUCGUAUAUAACCUUAUCCUCUCCCUAGACCACAGUCCGCUGUUGACCGCGGGCGUUGCUCCGUGCAAGGGCGCGGCCGGUGGGGUAACCAUAGAGUAGCACUCGCAGGCAGAGCGGCCAGAAAACCCGGGCGCCUCUGUGCCGCGCUUCCGGCAGCGCUGCAUUGCCCCGGGCGCUGCAGCGUACGCAGUUUCCAUGGGGACUGAACAUGGCGCCGCGAGGUGAGACUCUGGAGAUAAAAGAUUGUCCUCAACCCCUCUGGAAAUCCUGUUCUUUCUGAAUGGGUGGUACUAUGCUACCUAUUUCCUGCUGGAGCUCCUUAUUUUCCUGUACAAAGGUCUCCUGCUGCCAUACCCAACAGCCAACCUAGUCCUAGAUGUGGUGAUGCUGCUCCUUUAUCUUGGCAUUGAAGUAAUACGAUUGUUUUUUGGUACAAAGGGAAACCUCUGCCAGCGAAAGAUGCCCCUUGGCAUCAGUGUGGCCCUGACCUUCCCUUCUGCCAUGAUGGCUUCCUAUUACCUGCUGCUGCAGACCUACGUGCUCCGCCUAGAAGCUAUUAUGAACAGUAUCUUGCUCUUCUUUUGUGGCUCAGAGCUGCUGCUUGAGAUGCUCACGCUGGCCACUUUCUCCAGUAUGGACAGGAUCUGAAGUACAAGAAUUCCAGUUGGUAGCCCAUCAGGUCACAACCCAUAUCCGUCUGGUACUUCAGCCACACUUGUGAAAAGUGGUAGGUCGAGCUGACCUGGGAAAGGUUUGUGUGGUUUUUCCUCAGCACAGACAUUUGGGCAUUGAGCACCUACCUGAGGCCAGUGGCACCAUCUUUAAACCGGGAUGGAUCAUCAGCAGGAGACUCUUUCCUUUUGUUGAAGGGGCAAGGCUGUCCCCAUCUUGGUGUUUCUAACAGCUUCCUAAUGACUUCAAGUUCUCUUUUGUGGUCAUUAUGGCCAGAGAGAGCUCCUUGUGUGGCCCAUCUAGUUUUGUCUGGCUUCCAGCAGAACCUGAGCCACAGUACCCUGUACGUAACACAUCUGCCCUACAUGACCAUGCAAAGAAAGCCUCAUAAUGGUGGGCUCUUAAGCGGAUUCCAAUGUGUGUUCCCCGUACCCUCCUCCUCAUCCUGCUCAAGGAGAUGGUGAUCUAGAACCCAUUUAGUAGUUCACAGUAGUAUUUUUCUAAUUCUGAUCAUGAAGCAAACACAAAUUUUUUAAAUAAAAAGUAUUUUCUGGUAUGGGGCUGGUUGUCUUUUCCCUAAGAUGCCUCUUUUUUUUUUUUUUCUGACUUAAAAGUGUUAUUCAUAUUAUGUUUUAUUAGGUUAAGGUUUUGUCUACAGAGCUGUUUGUGGCCAUGGGACCGAGGAGGGCCUUACAGCCUCUGGAUUAUUAGUUACAGGUGGUUAAAAACUCUCCUGUGUGCUGGGAAUGUAACCAGAGUUCUCUGAGAACAGUAAUUGCUUUUGCAGCUGAGUUCCCACAAACUGAAUCUUUACAAAUAAAGUCUUCAUUUUCUUUUCCUUCUCUGAUGAGUAAA
This is a messenger RNA of Rattus norvegicus (Norway rat), 2313 nucleotides long. RefSeq names its product transmembrane protein 216 (gene Tmem216). Gene Ontology annotation, cellular component: membrane. The record is from RefSeq and is a predicted model, not a curated record. Lineage: Eukaryota; Metazoa; Chordata; Mammalia; Rodentia; Muridae.